Lotus japonicus is the source of this 1653-nucleotide messenger RNA. RefSeq names its product GDSL esterase/lipase At2g04570-like. The record is from RefSeq and is a predicted model, not a curated record. Lineage: Eukaryota; Viridiplantae; Streptophyta; Magnoliopsida; Fabales; Fabaceae. Gene Ontology annotation, molecular function: hydrolase activity, acting on ester bonds. The transcript is spliced from 3 exons. Bases 272 to 1333 code for a protein of 353 amino acids.
AAUGUUUUUGCUUCAUUUCUUAUUUUGAAACAACAAAAGUUCCAUCUUGUACAAUUUCCUUUCCUAUGUAAACUGAAUGCGAGUCUCAUCUUUAGGAGUUGUGGUUCGCCUUAGCAAUUAUGGUUCCCAACAACUUCUUCAACGGUAAACUACAAAAUAUCAAAGUUCCAUUAUUAGUCCCAACCAGUAUUUAUUUUAUCACAAGCUCCACCCCACCAUUAGCACACUCCAAAGGUUACCUAAACUCACAUUCUCACAGACUACACACACAAUGGAAGGCCAUAGAAAGACACUAUUGUGCUUCCCCAUUUUGUGCAUCCUUGUGCUUCAGCUGGCCAAGACCAAUGCAAAGGUUCCUGCGAUCAUCGUCUUUGGCGACUCCACCGUCGAUGCCGGGAACAACAACUUCAUUCAGACAGUUGCCCGGAGCAAUUUCCAGCCAUAUGGGCGUGACUUUGAAGGUGGGAAAGCAACUGGGAGGUUCUGCAAUGGGAGAAUACCCACUGACUUCAUAGCAGAGGAUUUUGGCAUAAAAAAAAAUGUGCCUGCAUACUUGGAUCCAAGGUACAACAUUUCAGAGUUUGCCACUGGGGUCACUUUUGCUUCUGCUGCAACUGGUUAUGAUAAUGCAACUUCAGAUGUGCUGUCUGUGAUACCAUUAUGGAAGCAGCUAGAGUACUACAAGGGAUACCAAAAGAGGUUGAGUGCAUAUCUUGGUGAAAACAAGACAAAAGAGAUCAUAGCAGAAUCACUAUACCUCAUGAGUUUAGGAACAAAUGAUUUCCUAGAGAAUUACUAUGCCAUGCCUGGGAGAGCAUCUCACUACACACCUCAGCAGUACCAAACUUUUCUUGCAGGCAUAGCUGAGAACUUCAUAAGGAGCCUCUAUGAUCUUGGUGCUAGAAAAAUAUCCCUUGGAGGAUUGCCUCCUAUGGGGUGCUUACCACUGGAGAGAACCACAAAUUUUGUAGGUGGGAAUGAAUGUGUUCCAAGAUAUAAUACCAUAGCUUUGGAGUUCAAUGACAAGCUUCACAACUUGACCACUAAGCUCAACCAGGAGCUUCCUGGAAUCAAUUUGGUGUUUUCUAAUCCGUAUUACAUUAUGAUGCAGAUCAUAAGAAAACCUGACCUAUAUGGGUUUGAGUCUACUUCAUUGGCAUGUUGUGCUACUGGAAUGUUCGAGAUGGGUUAUGCAUGCAGCAGGGGAAGCAUGUUCAGUUGUACAGAUGCUUCCAAAUUUGUGUUUUGGGACUCUUUCCAUCCAACAGAGAAAACAAAUGGCAUUGUCGCCAAAUACGUGAUGCAGCACGUUUUAUCUCAUUUUGCAGAAUGAAGAACUGCUUGUGGAGUUUUAAUUGUGUAAUGUAACUUCACCACUACACUAAUCGUCAUGAAAUGCCAUUCAGGCAUUCUAUGAAUGAUUACAUGUUGAUGUGUGUGCAUAUAUAUAAAUGUCUACACAGCACAGUCACCAUAAGUGCUGAUACUUAAAAAUAAAUUGUUUAGGUUUUAGUAAUAUAUAUUAUAUAGUAUCAAGAUUGUACUUUUUAGGCAGUUUACUUAGAGUAAGGUUCUCCUCUGUGUGUAUUUCUUUCCAUAGAAAUGCUCUAUUAUAUAGUAUCAAGAUUGAACUUUUUAGGCAGUUUACUUAAA